UUUUUUUUCUUUGGGAAGAAGAUUUCUUUUUUCCCCCCUGUGGUUGGAAUGGAGGGGUUGGGUCUGUGCCUAAGAAGCAGCAGCCAAACGUCGGUCCUGGGAGAAACCCGAGUGGAUGUGGGGUCCCCUGCCAGCUAACUCUCCAGGAGCUGCAGCCCCACGGCCGGAGGGGCUGGAUGCAGUGAGAGAACCUCUCACGGGAUCCUCGUGGUGACGUGGCAGCCAAGACGUGGAAGUUUGGGACUUCUCUUCCACCGCAGCAGAAUUUGGGGGGUGGGCAGGGGUGGGUCAGGGGGACACUGGGAGUCGCAAGACCCUUCACCUUCACUGUGGGCUUGGCUCAGGGAUGACUACGGGCAGAGUCAACCCUUACAGCAUCGUGUCCUCUGAGGAAGACGGGCUGAGGUUGACCACCAUGCCAGGUAUCAACGGCUUUGGCAAUGGGAAAAUCCACACCAGGAGGAAAUGCAGGAACAGGUUUGUAAAGAAGAACGGUCAGUGCAACGUGGAGUUCACCAACAUGGAUGACAAGCCACAGAGGUACAUUGCAGACAUGUUCACCACGUGCGUUGACAUUCGCUGGAGGUAUAUGCUCUUGCUCUUUUCCCUGGCAUUUCUGGUGUCCUGGUUAUUGUUUGGGCUGAUUUUCUGGCUAAUUGCACUCAUUCACGGAGACCUAGAAAACCCAGGUGGAGACGAUACUUUCAAGCCUUGCGUUCUGCAGGUCAAUGGCUUUGUGGCUGCUUUUCUGUUCUCCAUCGAGACCCAAACGACGAUCGGGUACGGCUUCCGCUGCGUGACCGAGGAGUGUCCGCUCGCUGUCUUCAUGGUGGUGGUUCAGUCCAUCGUGGGCUGUAUAAUCGACUCUUUCAUGAUUGGUGCAAUAAUGGCAAAAAUGGCCAGGCCCAAAAAACGGGCCCAGACAUUACUUUUCAGCCAUAACGCAGUAGUGGCGAUGAGAGAUGGAAAACUCUGCCUGAUGUGGAGAGUUGGGAACCUACGGAAAAGCCACAUAGUAGAAGCCCACGUACGAGCUCAGCUAAUUAAGCCCAGGAUCACAGAGGAAGGGGAGUACAUCCCGCUCGACCAAAUAGACAUUGACGUGGGGUUUGAUAAAGGCUUGGACCGUAUUUUCUUGGUGUCUCCCAUCACCAUUCUCCAUGAGAUCAACGAAGACAGCCCCUUGUUUGGGAUCAGCCGCCAGGACUUGGAGACAGAUGACUUUGAGAUCGUCGUCAUCCUGGAGGGCAUGGUAGAGGCCACAGCCAUGACGACGCAAGCUCGGAGCUCCUACCUGGCCAGUGAGAUACUGUGGGGCCACCGCUUCGAGCCCGUCUUGUUCGAGGAGAAAAACCAGUACAAAGUAGACUAUUCCCACUUCCACAAAACCUACGAGGUCCCGUCCACCCCCCGCUGCAGCGCCAAGGACUUGGUGGAGAACAAAUUCCUGCUGCCCAGCACCAACUCCUUCUGCUACGAGAAUGAGCUGGCCUUCAUGAGCCGCGACGAGGAAGAGGAAGACGAUGACAGCCGGGGUCUGGAGGACCUCAGCCCGGACAACAGGCACGAGUUUGACAGGCUUCAAGCCACAAUAGCGUUGGAUCAGCGGUCGUACAGGAGGGAGUCAGAAAUAUGACACUUGGUCCUUCCGUUGACUUUUCCAAGGGUAUUUUUUUUCCUCCUCUAAUCUCUUCCCCUACAACCCGCUCAAAUUAUGCAGAACAAUGCAAGUGCCAUAGGAAUGCUUGAGAAAUUAGUAUCGUUCAUAGUUUUCAGUUUCAUCGCAAUAACCACUGAGCGGUCUGCAGGAGGGGACGGUGGCAGGCCACGGCGCGUCCCCCGCGCCCGGCGCCCGCGGCAGGGCCCACGGCUCUGGGGGAUGGAUGGACAGAUGGAUGGAGGGAUGGGUGGAUGGAUGGAUGGAUGGAUGGAUGGAUGGAUGGACGGAAGGAAGGAAGGAUGAGGAGAGGAGGGUCCGUGGGGCAUGGGCAGGUGCUCGCCCCACACGGCCCCGUGGGGCUUUGCUCUCCCUGCGGGGAAAACGCCAGCGUUUUCCUGGAGCUGAGCACUGCGAGAUCCAAAAAAGAGGAAAUAUCAGGAAACAAAUCUCACUCUCUCUCUUUUUUUUUUUUUCCUUUUAUUUUUUAACUGAGCAGCAACAACAAAACCAUUGCUCCUUUGGCAGGCGGUCUGGUUCAGUUGCACAAGAACAACACUUGAAAUAACAUGCAACAUUAAUGUACUUCUUUUUAAUUUGGGAAAAAAUGGGGGAGGGAGGUGAGAGGGUUUUUAAUAUUUUCACCGCACCGUUUGGGAGACUGUUUACCAAAAUAAUAAUAAUAUUAAUUAUUAUUAUAAAAAUAAUAAUAAUAAUAAUAAUAUUAAAUCUGAAAGAAGUCAUUCAGUAUUUUUUGAAAAUGAACAAGGGAAUGAAGAAGCCGCCAGGGUCUUUUGAGGGGGUGACUUGUUGGGUAAAUGCAAGAGCUAAAAGUUAAGAUUGCGUCCAAUUUUGGGGUGUUUUUUUACCACUGGCAUGGCUUCAUAGGCAGAAAACACAUGUAAGUGACUAUAGGUCUGUGGCAGUGAAAGAAAGUAGUGGAAUUAUUGACAAAGGAGGUAAUAAGGAUUAGCAGGGCUGUGAGAGAAAAAAGCAUUGUAAACAUGGUAAUUAGCCAGUUUCUGGAAAUGUUGGAUUUUGGGGUGGAAAUGGGGUCUGGAGCAUUAGCUGCUGAAGUGUUGGGUCUUCCCCAGCAUCUCUGAUGGGGAAUUCACAAGGUUCACCAUAAGAGUGAAAAGCACAAAAAUGAGAGUGGAGAGCUCUCAAAAUUGGGUAUUUCCCAACUUUUCUGACCAAUUUGGUAUUUUUCUUCCUUGAAGAACAUUUUCAAAUGUAGAAAUCAAUGGGAAAGUCAUCUCGUUGGGCUGCACUUCGAGUCCUGGAGCUGUGUCCGUGCCAGGCUGGGCUUUAUGAAUUCCCAACCCACCAGAGAGUCCUGCUUCAGAGGCAGAUGUUUUCCCCAAAAGAACAGAUGCCAGUUGAGAAAAUCACCCCAUCUUGCGCUUCAGCCCAUCCCUGUGUCCCGGCCUCAAGGUGGAUUGUGCCUUAGAGAUGCAGACUCAUCCCGUGUCCCAGCCCUUCUCCACAGCCCCCAUCCUGCAUCCCCUCCUCUGGGUGAUGCCCCUUUUUCUCUGCAGCACCCACUCCCCUCAUCCACCGCCUUUCAGGCUGGCCUUGGUGACAACCUGCUUUAGCUUUAGCUCUGGCACGAGGCAAAGCACCCCAUGCACGGGAAGCCUCCGCUCCUGCCCUGCUCCCCAGAGAGGGAAGGAGUCAGAGAGGUGCAGGUUUGUGGGUCCCUUCAUCUGGUUGUGCUGCUCGUUGGUGCUCUGGGAGCCAAAAUCUGGCUCCCUGAUCCCUGUGGCCACGGGAAGGGCUUUGUACCCAUGGGCAUCCCUCAUCUGACCGUGGGCACAGAGCCCUUGGGGAGAGGGCUCAACAGCAGGGUCUUCCAUGGCAUUUUGGCUGUGAUGGGCUCCUGGUGCUUUUCCCCCCACAGCCCACACCAGGGAAGCUGUGUCCUGGGGUCAGGACUUGCUGUGGUGUGUCCAAACAUGGGUGGCAGAAGCAGGAUUUGUCCUGUGUCCCCAUCCCCAUCUUCUUCUUGCCAAGGGCUCGGGGGAACUGCUGCCCUGAGUGUCCCACUGCCCCGUGCCACCGAGCACCGUGCUGGGGACAUCACCCCUGCAGAGUUUCUUCCCACCAGGGUCUGUCACCAUCACCCCACACUGCCCACCAAGAGGCUGCUCUGUUUUUGGCUUCCACUAAAAACCUCUGGGAGAAAACCUUCUCCAGGGGCAGCACUGGGAGGCAGAUUUUUCAGCACUGAGUGCCCCAAAUGCGUUUUCCCCGAAUGUGGGGACACGUAGGGAUGUGCCAUUGAGCUCCAGCCACGAUAUUUCUCUUUCUAAGGCAGCGAAGGCGGAUGCCAUCCCAUCACCAAUCCCUUUGCUCCUGGGGGGAUGCUUUUGCCCCCUGCUUUUUGCACCACAGCAUCUGGGGGGUGGGAAGGAUGGAGGGGGGGGCAGAGAGAUUUUGUGUGAGCACUACUUAUUUAUUUUUUUAAAACAAAUGCUUUUAAGUGGUUUUAGGUUCUUUUGAAUAAAUAAUAAUUAUUAAAAAAAAAAUAAAAGGUGCACAUCUUGCUGCUGUAGAGUUCUCAGAGGGUUAAACUUCUUUAUAAAUAUAUAUAUAUAUAUCACAGUAAAUAUUUGUAUAAAAACGAAAGAGAAAUAGAGAUGUCUUUAAGUAAAUUAUUGCUUUUAAAGAAACUUCUAUGAUUGUACAGUGUUACCUGGGAGAAUAGAAUAAUAUAUACAGAUGUAUUUUUAAACUGCUGUGUAGGAGGAUGUGAACUGGGACAGGGAGCGCCUGUGGCUGGCACAGUGAGGGGAUUUAGGACCUUCCCUGGCCCCUUUUCACUCACCCCCUGCCCCAAACCCUGCUAGUGAGGGUCUAGCUCUGGUGAGACGUCCUGUAUCUACUGUAUAGUCCUUGUCCUGACCAUGGACCACACCGGUACAUAGUGUAUAAAUAUUAUUUUUGCCUACCUGUGAGAGCUCAGAGCUACUGGUCUUUUUUUCCUACCACCAGGGAGCAUCGGGAAGGCUGCCCAGCCAUAGCUUAAAUCCCAUUAAUUGUCUAAAAAAGGGGUAAAAAAGGGGAAAAAAAUUUAAAAAGGUGGAAAAAGCCCAAGCUCAGCAUUUGGGUUUCCUUAAGGGGCUGGGAAGACACAAGGAUGCUCUGUGGGUGUGGGGUUUUGGGGAGUGGAAUCCCUGUGGGAAAGGGCUUGCAGACGAGCAAGGUGAAAUGUCCCCCUCAAAAAAAAAACCCCAGCCGCCGGCCAUUUCCUCGAGCAAGCCAGCUCCAUCCCUGGAGUUCACUUGAUCCUUGGAGGACGGCAGGAGGCCGAGAAAGGAGAGAUAAUCCUCUUGGCCAGCAUCCCGUAGGGAUUGCCCCGGGCCGGGGCUCCGGCAGCAGCAGCUCCCCGAGCUGGGGUCAUCCCCGCGCCCCAAAGCCACCCCUGGGAAGAGCAUCCUGUGCCCUGGGGGCUCCUCACUCGGCCGGGGGCCAUCGGGAUGAGCCUUAGCUUCUCAUCACCCAAUUUAGUGCACUUUGUCUUUUAGGGCUGGGACAAUCACUUAGCGCUCAACCUUUCUCGAUUCGGUGCCUGCUUGACCUUCAAACCUUUUGUAGGAGAUGACUUCAGAGCCACCUUUUCUAUCUUUAAUAAGGCAGAACAAAUACGUUUAUUUUUAAACCCUCCUGCUCUUUCCUCUCGUGCUGACAACCAAAAGAGUCCCCUGAGUGUGCUGUCCCCUCCUCUCCCAUUUCUUGCACGCAGAAAGGAGCGUGUGGCAGCCGUGUCCGGCCCCCUCCUGCUCUCCCACCCCCCAAUUCAGGAACGCUGCCACGGGGGGGUUGGCACAGGGCAGGGUCCGGAUGGGUCACGAGCAGGGACAGGACGUGGGGCAGUGCCCGACCCGAUGCCAUCCAUUCCCCUCGCCCACCAGCUGUGCACAUCUGUCCUGCUGCCCGCUCCCAGGGCGCCGUCUCCCCUCCAUCUCCCCCCCAAACACACCCCAGUGCUCCCCCAGGCUCAGCCCCGCGUGGGUUUGGGGUCGGAGACCCGACACCAGUUCACAGGGCAGGCUGGCAACUGGGAGCACUGGUUUCCCAGGGGUAACACGCUGAGUCUGUUCGCUGGGGCAGUGGUGGUAGAGAAGCUGAGGGAUGCAAUGAAUUAUCUGUACCUUUUCCACCUCCGGUGUUUCUCUGUCUCAUUGCACAUAUAUUUGAGAUAUAUGUGACAAUGUAUAUAUAUAUUUGUAAAAUGUAUUUCAGAUGACAAAACUGGCCAAUUUUAUGUUAUUUUAAAUAUAUUAUAUAUAUUAUAUAUAAGAGUCUCCAAAAGAUAUAAAUAGACUAGAGAAAAUAAUAUAAAUAUGUAAUAAAUGUAUUUUGAUCUAUUUAAAAUAUCUCGCGUCAUGCUGUAUAUUUUAAAGAUCAUAGUGAAGUGUCUGCCUGUAGCCAACUUCCAACGUGUUUCCAAGUCUGUCAGUUGUCACACACACAGGAUAUGUGGAGCAAACUUUGAGCAAGACUGGGGCCAGCACGACAAACAGAGAUUAUUUUUAAGAGCCUUUUAGCAAAUAUCCAUCCUGCUGCCUUUAAGCAGGAGCAAAAAAACCACACACCUGAAUUUUUCUUGGGAGGAUAAUUUUCCUCCCUGCUGCAGGAAUGCUCAGAAUGAUGGGGGGGCUCUGCAGAGGCCCCCCAAACACAGCCCCUCCCUGGGUACCGCUGGCUGCAGUGCCCUGCCCUGAUGGGCUCUGCCCACAAGAGCGGCUCAGCCAUGCAGGGAGCCCGGAGAUGGGAAAAUGUGUCUGGAGCCCAAGCAGAACAAAACCAGUCAUCCAAGACUGACCCAACAAAUCUUUCCAGAGCGCUCUUGGUCCCCCUGGGCCCUGUGAGGAGCUUUUUCCUGCGGGCAUUGCCUCCUGUGUGACCUCAGGGGACAUCACACCACAUCCAGGUGACAGUUUAAAUGUCUUUAAUGGUGCGUCACGGCUGAAGGGAAGCGGAGACAGUGUGUGAGAUGCUAUUUAAGGAGAGGUUAAUGGCCUGGUGGACACAGAGCCCCUGGAUUUGCCAUCCUGGAUUUUCCUCCUGGCUUUCACACCUGGCUGCCACAGGGAACGGGGCUCAUGUACUGAGAUAACCUGGGGAAAUUAUCCAUCAUCGUUCCUCAGGCUGGGAAUAGGGCUCAAUCCACUUCAGGUGACUGGUGGCCGAUAAUUUCCACCCACCACUAACGAUCUGUUGGGUCCCAUCAGCUCCAUCCUUUUUGCCAUAAGGAAGUUUUUUACUCAUUAAAAAAAUACCCCAGCCAGCCACUCACUCUAAUAACCACAGAGAGGGCUGGGGCUAAGCAAGAUUUAAGAGCAAAGCCCGUUUAAUUUAGCAAAGGAGGAGACUGAGGUGACUUGAUUACAGCAUUUGUCAUGGGGAGGAUACACUGGUACAAAGAGGUAACUUAAUCUAGCAGGGAGAGGCAUAAUAACCACCUCUUCCUGGAAGCUGAAGCCAGACAAAUCUAUCUUGGAAAUAAGGAGCGAUCUUUUAAUAAUGAUUAGCUAUUAGAACAAGCCACCAAUCUCUGUCUCUUAAUGCCUUUAAAUCUGGACCAGAUGCUUUUCUGGAAGCUUUUCUCUUGCCGCGGAGAGGAGCGGGGGUUCUUGGGGACGGUAAUGGCCUGCUACAGGCAGGCAGGAGAGGAGAUGGGGGAAAAAGCUCUACUCCAAAACACGGGCUGGAUCUCGGGAAGGAAAAUGCCAGGGUGGAGGCGGGGGAUGCUCUGGCAGGGCCCUGCCAGCAUCUCUGCUGGGGACACGCACGGGCCCGUGCAGCAGCUUCCCACGGCUCCCGUGCCUCCGCUCUCAGGGUUUGCUUUGCCAUGCGGCAGUGACUCCUCACACAGCCGUUUGCACUACAAACCCCAGCGCUUCAUUUGUGGAAGCAUUUAAUGAUUCAGGAGCCGGCAGCUCCCUGGGGAUGGUUCCCACUGCCUCCAGAAUUCCUCCCUCGGUGGCUGCUUGUACAGAAAUCCCCAGGGAGCUGAGCUGAUGCUGGCACCACGGGAAAUGUGCUGUUUGGUCUUUGCUUUGUUUCCAGUCCAACCAUCCUCAUCCUCGAGAGCUGAACUGAGGGGUGGGAGCAGCAGGGAUGGGAAGGCAGUGAGUGGCUCUGAGGGGAAUGACCCUGCUUACACCUCACAGACCUGGCUGGAAAGUUUUCAGCAGGGAUGGGCACCAGUGUAAUGAGUGUGGGGCUUUUUCUUGGCUGGCAACCUCCACUUUUAAUAUUCAAGAUGUCUUUAAGGGCUAAAGCCCUCUCUGAACUCAGCAUUGCACCAGCCCUCACUGACUGCCCUCCUGCCCCUUUCCCUUCGGAUUCAGGAGACCAAAGCAUCUCUCUGUGCCUUUGCCAGAGGUUUUUUGCCUCCCCAAAAGCAGGGUGUCCUUUCAUAAGCUUGGAUGGGUUUGGCUCAAACCCACUGAAAUUUGGCUGAGCCAAUCUGUCAUCAAGGGGCAGAGAGUGGGCAGAGGGGUUGGGAACUCUGUAUUCCCACCAGGACCUCGUCUCAGAGGGAUGAAGGCAAGGAACUUUGCCCUGGCCCCACUGGAAAUGCUGCUUCUCCAUCCAGCUUGGAUUCAUCCUCUCUCCAGGCUGCUCCAAGAGCCUCAAACCCUACAGAUCCCUCUGAAUUUGGUCCCACCCAAGUUGCUCCAGUGCCAUUCCAGGUGUCUGGGAGGAGCUCGGGUAGCCAGGGAUGCUCUGGGUACUGCAGGGCCAUACCCAGGGAUGCUGGGUUGUCUCUGGGGGUAACCAUAGUAACGGAGCAGCAUCUCUGCUCUCCUGCUGGCAAUUUGCUUUUUCAUCCUACAUUAAGGUGGACCCUCUCCAACUUCUUUCUCCCCCUCCAUAAAGGCAAUACCAAGAGCUCUCCCAGAGGGGCCAGCUCUUCUAUUCCAUCCCACACCAGGUUUCAUCCCACAGAAAACCGGGAUCCUGCCAGGGAACCAGCCUCCAGCAUCCUGCAGGGAGUCCAGGAAGGCUGAGGCUGGAGUUUCUCCUUAACACAGAUUUAUAAUUGUGAGUGGGACAAAAUUAGGGGUUUCCUUACACUUGUUGUUAACAGGUCACCGUCAAGGUUAAAAACCUCAAAUGCUUUAAUUUUUUUUUAAUUAUAAAAUGCCUCUACUAGCAAUAACACUCCGGCUUAUUAAUAUGGAUUGGGGUUUUUUUCAGUGCAGAAUGUAAUUAUCACCCGUUAAGUACUUUGUUCACCUUUCACAUUUCUCCUCGCUCGGGAAAGGCAAACACAUGAGUCAGCGUCCCUUUUUCUGUCACUUUUAGGCAGAUUUUUUUUGUGACAAGCCAUUGUGAAUCAGCACAACACUGCAAAGUUCAGGUCACAAACGCUCCUGAGAGGCUGCUCACAGGGAAAAACUGUGAUUUUUUUAAGAAGGAGGUGAAGGACGUCUCCUGUCUUGACCCUGGGCUUUGGGGAGAAACCCCAAAUGAAUAAAUUUGGAAUCAAACUGGGCUCGGUGGUGCUGAUUUAAGGGGAGAAGUGAGAAGGGUUUCCCGUGGGAUAUCAGGAUGGAGAAGAUGUGUGCAAGCUGACAGAUCAGCAACCCUUCCCCAGCGAGUCGACACUCCCUCUCCUCUUCCCCUGCAGCUGGCACAUUUAUUUUGGAAAUACUUCAUUAGUAUGUAAUUAAACCUUCCCCUCUUUGCCUGACGACCCCGAGCAUCACUGCCACCCCCCGGGCUGGGGCGUUCCUCGCUGUCCCCUGUCCCAAGGUGGGGGUGCGGGCACUCCGGGGUGGCACUGGCGGGGGGGAUGGCCCCAAAAGCCGGUUUUCCGUGGGUGGGCAUCCCCUGCUCGGGGGCUUGCUGUCCGUUUGGGUUCGUGGCUGACUCAGCCCCAGAUGGUUCUGCGAGCGCUUAUGUAACGCGUGUUUUGGCGGGGGCCGGGACGCG
Messenger RNA from Cyanistes caeruleus (blue tit), 9607 nucleotides. RefSeq names its product potassium inwardly rectifying channel subfamily J member 12. NCBI's taxonomy places the organism in Eukaryota, Metazoa, Chordata, Aves, Passeriformes, Paridae. Gene Ontology annotation, biological process: regulation of monoatomic ion transmembrane transport; potassium ion import across plasma membrane. Gene Ontology annotation, molecular function: inward rectifier potassium channel activity. The record is from RefSeq and is a predicted model, not a curated record. Gene Ontology annotation, cellular component: plasma membrane.